Molecule: messenger RNA, 4779 nt
Organism: Morone saxatilis (striped sea-bass)
Lineage: Eukaryota; Metazoa; Chordata; Actinopteri; Moronidae
Gene: dnajc16l
Product: DnaJ (Hsp40) homolog, subfamily C, member 16 like
Exons: 15
Coding region: 243-2672 (809 amino acids)
Source: RefSeq, a predicted model, not a curated record
CCAUUGCGGACAUGACACUGACGAUUUGCAUUUACUGGGAGAAAAAAAAAUAAUGGCCUCAUCGUAGUAAACUAGACAAAAUGUCGUUUGAGCUUAACAUCCAAUAAGUCAGCGCACCGGGUCAUGUAAGCUCUUAGUUUGACACGUCCUCCCGUUAGACAGUAGCUUUGUAUUAACGACACUUCACCGGGCGGCUCGGUAGCUAAUUGACGUCAACGUUGGGACGAGGACAGUGGCGAGCUAUGACGGCUAGGAGAGCCAGCCGACAUCCUCGGACAUGUCCGGCUUUGCUCGCCAUCUUUCUGCUAUUAUUGACUGUGCACUUGGUGAAAACAGCUUCUGAGUAUGACCCGUACAGAAUCCUGGGCGUGAGCAGGAGUGCGAGUCAAACAGAAAUCAAAAAGGCAUACAAGACCCUUGCCAAAGAAUGGCAUCCAGACAAGAACAAGGACCCUAAAGCUGAGGACAUGUUCAUCAAGGUUUCUAAGUCAUAUGAGAUUCUCUCUAAUGAGGAGCGAAGGUCCAACUUUGACCGUUACGGGCAGAUGGAUGAAAACCAGCCCUUCGGCCAGUCCCAGCAUCAUGGCUUCCGCGGCUUCCACAACAGCUUCUACUUUGAUGAGUCCUUUUUCCAUUUCCCCAGGUCCAGGGACUUUGCGGACAGCAAGUACCUGCUUCACCACGCACAGUUUAACAGCGAUAUCCUUCCAGACAGCCACAAGAGGCCGUACCUAAUCAAAGCGACCUCCGAGUGGUGCUUUGCAUGCAUCCACAUUGAGCCUGUGUGGAAGGAGACGGUGCAGGAGCUGGAGCCGCUGGGUGUUGGCAUUGGCAUUGUGGACCUGGGUUAUGAGCGUCGCCUGGCCAACCAGCUGGGAGCUCACCGCGUUCCCUCCAUCAUCGGACUGGUGAAUGGCAGGGUGACCUUCUUCAAUCAGGCUGUGGUACGGGAGCACCUGCGACAGUUCAUUGAAGACCUGCUGCCCCAGAAACUGGUGGAAAAGAUCACAGAUGACAACUACCUGGGUUUUCUGGAUAGCUGGCAUGCGGAAAAUAAGCCCAGCGUUCUCUUGUUUGACCAGGUCCCUGUUGUUCCCCUGCUCUAUAAAUUAACAGCAUUUGCCUUCAGAGACUAUGUGCGCUUCGGCUACGUGGACCAGGGUGACACACACAACACUCGGCUACUGAGGCAGUUUAACAUAAACACAUACGCCCCCACCAUGCUGCUGUUUAAGGAGGAUACAGAGAAGCCUGUUGACAUCAUCCAGGCCAGAGGGAUGAAGCGACAGAUCAUGGAUGAGUUUGUCUCCAACAACAAGUUCCUGCAGGUGCCACGCCUGGUCAACCAGCAGCUUUUCGAUGAGCUGUGUCCUGUCAAGCAGUUCCACAGACGGAGGAAGUACUGUGUACUGCUGAUAACAGGGGAGGACCAAGCUUUUCUCCCAGGCAAUAAGGCCUUCCUGGACUUCGCAACAGCUAACAGAAAAGAGGUGCUGCGGUUUGCGUACGUCUACCAGCGUCAGCAGCAGCCUCUCUGUCAGGCACUGCUCCAUAAUCAGGCUGCAGCCUCACCUCAGGUGGUGAUUCUUGAGAGGCGGAGCCAGGCUGGCAAGGCCCUAUACCGCUCUGUGAGCGGUGGCUGGAACGGCAGUGAAGAAGAUAAAUACCGCCUCCACGAACAGCUAGAGCUCCUUCAGAAAGACCCCACCUAUCUGAGCUCAGACGCCACCCUGCCAGAACUCAACAACGAGAUGGCCCCGAUGUUCAUUAUUCAGUGGAUGAAUGCUGCCUAUGAUUACAUUCUUCAAAUAUAUGAUGACCUUCUCUACUCAAACUGGCGAGAGAUGAUGCCCAUCCUGUCACUGAUCUUCUCAGCUCUCUUCAUUCUUUUUGGCACCGUUAUCAUUCAGGCCUUCAGUGAGCCAGGUGAGAGCAAACCCCAGAAACCAAAGCCAAAGGAGCAACCGCAAUCUGAGGACGACGCUUCAAGUAGAGCUAGUACCUCAAGCCGUCCUCCUAAGAAGGACUUUGUGGAAGUGACAGAGCUGACAGACAUCACGUACACCAGCAACCUGGUCAAGCUGAGGCCGGGCCACAUCAAUGUUGUCUUGGUGCUCACCAACGCCUCCAAGACUGCCUUGCUCAGGAAAUUUGCCAAGGAGGUUUUUUCUUUCUCUGGGACUCAGACCCUCCACUUCUCCUUCCUCAACGCUGAUAAGCACCGCCAUUGGAUGGCAUCGCUCCUUCGGUCAACCUCUGAUGCUAUGCAGAGCGAGGGUUACUCAGACGAGGACGAGGAAUCUUUAGACUACAGUGGCCAUGUCCUGGCCCUCAAUGGCCACAAAAAAUACUUUUGCCUCUUCAGACCCGUCUUCACGGGGGACGAUCCCAAUGACUCUUCAUCCGAGACCUCAUUCUCCUCUGACACCAGGAGAAAGUCCCGUUCCAGGUCCAGGUCCAGCUCCCACUCUCGAUCCAGGUCCCAUUCCAGGGAGGAUGGGGCCGUACCCAGACGAGGCUCCAGUAGGGCCACCAGCAUAGAAGUCCACCACAAGCUUGACAGGCUGGGACUGUGGAUGGAGAGGCUAAUGGAGGGCACCCUACCCAGAUUACGGGUCCCUGCAUGGCCCUUUCUCAAUGAAAGCACUAACAACCCCUCCACAGAAAGCUGAGGUCAAAGUAAGAAAGGUACAAAUGGUAGUGGACACACUUUGUGGUCUUGCCUCCUAAUUAAGUCCUUUAGGAAUGCAGUUUUGCAGUUCUCAAAUUAUUAUUUAAGAUCCAUGUCACACAUGUAGGUUGCCACACUAAACUGUUGCAGCCUGUUUACAGAAUGUCUUAUUUUAUCUGUUAGAUGGCGUUGAGCAGGUGGAAGUUGAUGGCUUAGAGUAGUGUGUUACCACAAAACUUUUAAAAUGUGCAUAAUAAGGCUGAGCUGUAAGAUAUCACUUCAUGUCUGCUGUACAGAGACAGAAGAAGGAAAGAGGAGAGAAGCUAUGGGAAAAAAAACCAGAUGGAGUUUCUCCUGAUAUGCUCUUAAAUACAUACACAGUUGUUCUUCACACACACAGUAGUUAGCCACAGCAGCGUACAAAGCAGAGCUAUGAUUGCAUGCAGAACUGCUUUAUUUGCUCUCAUGUGGCUGCUGGAGUUAUCCCUAUUUAUUACCCACAAACAGCCAAUAAGCAUCAGGGUACAGACGUUAGCUGUAAUAGCUAGCUGUGUGUGUGUGUGUGUGUGUGUGUGUGUGUGUGUGUGUCAGUUACAGAUUAACUCCAGUUCUUUGUGUUCACUUCCUCUUCUUUUAACUCUUGUCUCUGUACAUUGAUUAGGUGAAGUCAUACAGCAAGAGAUAAGCGUAUUUUCUUUUUUUGCUUUACUUAAGUCCUUUGAACCACCUCUAAUAUUUGCUCUGCACCUGAACACAUCUUUCUACAAUUAACAGCCCUCUGUCAUGAGUUUGACCUUUGGCAGCGUGUGGCAGAAUUCUCUCCACAUCGGAUUUGUUUGGAAGCAGGUUAAUACGAAUAAAGGCUUGGAAACUGAGCCUGAUGCACUGAAUUUAUAGAUAAAUUAUGUGUUUGUUUUUUUAACUUAUAGGAGCCUUCAGUUGAACUUGAUCAUUGACCUUGGUUUGCUAUUAGAGAUCUGACGCAGACUUCUUGAAUCUAGGCAUAAAGAGAAUUUCACAGAAUUGUAAGCAGCAAAAAUCAACUUAUUCACAUAAAUCCACAUUUUACUCGGCUUUUAAAGAAAGAUUGCUGAUGUGUUUUUUCUCCUCAGAUCAAGUUGCCAUGUCAUGCUGCUGUUUAGUUACGGGAUUUAACUAGAGCCCGACCGAUGUUAUCGCCGCAAUUGGCCUAUUGCAGUCAUAUCGGUAUCAUAUUGGUAUGGGCGUAUAUGUUAUCCGAUAUGUGCCAAUAUGAAAACAUUACAACAUAUAUUUUUUUGGUAUAUAAUCUAGAAAAAGAUAAUAUAUUGGUGUCACUGCACAGUUUAACCAGCAGAGUGUGCUGUGAUUUAUAGUACUGUAGCAGGCAGCACAAGAAGAGAGAACAAGCAGCUCUCUGAAGUGAUUAUGUUACAUUUUUUAAUAUGCACAAUAAAGUUAUUUGUUUAAAGAAAAAUGAGAACCAUUGCAUAGUCAUAUUCACAAUCCUCAUAGAAAAGCUCUAUUUUCAUUCCAACAGAAAAAUUCACUGUUCACUAUUACUAUCAGUGAAUCGGUGAAUUGUUCCCCUCUAAAAUUGGUAACAGACUUAAAAAUCCCAUAUCGGUCGAGCUCUAGAUUUAACAUGCCACCUGCCAAGUUUGAAUUCUGUUUAAAUUUGAUGUCUUUCUAGGUAAGUUGUACCCAGAAUGUCGAAAUCUGCCUUUUUUGUCUUUACAGUUGCUGUUUUUUUGGGGCUAAUUUUGUUCUCAUCAGUUGUCUGAAUCAGGGAGAAACAAUAAAUCCUACUAUGUUAUUGCCCUUUUUGAGCCUGUGCCCUUAAACCACUGUACACGGUAAUGCAUGGGAUAAGUAGAUCUAAAAUGACUAAUACAUGUUGAAUUUGCACUGGCAAUUCAAAGGUUUAAUCUCCUGUUUCCUCCUUUUACGCUAUAAUGAAAUAAUUUGCUGCUCAACAAGAAAUAAUUGCAGUACACUGUAACUUGUAAUCUUUUUUUUCUUGUAUGUCCUUUGAACUUCAUAUUCAACUGUGAGAGAUGAAGUGUAACUUAUUAAAAGAAACUUCUUUUUAAAGCAGUUUAUUUAUUAAAAUGUGCAGAUAACUUUGA